CUUUGUCUUAUUAUUUCAGUAUCUGACUGAAAGUCUGAAACGCCAUGGCUAAGAUAUGUGCUCUAGUUCUGGUGAUGUUCUUCAACAUCUUGUUGGCCGUAUCGGCUGGUAAUUUCAACCAAGAUUUCGAUAUAACGUGGGGCGAUGGACGCGCCAAAAUACUCAACAAUGCGCAGCUACUCACUCUUUCCCUUGACAAGACUUCCGGGUCGGGAUUCAAGUCCAGGAAUCAGUAUCUUUUUGGAAAAAUCGAUAUGCAGAUUAAGCUCGUGCCUGGUAACUCCGCCGGUACCGUUACAGCUUACUAUCUAUCUUCAUUGGGGUCGGCUCAUGAUGAAAUAGACUUUGAAUUUCUUGGCAACCUAAGCGGAGAUCCUUAUAUUCUACACACUAAUGUUUUUACGCAAGGCAAGGGUAAUAGAGAGCAGCAAUUUUACCUUUGGUUCGAUCCCACCAAAGACUUCCACACCUACUCCAUCUUGUGGAACCCUCAAAGCAUCAUAUUCUCUGUGGAUGGAACACCUAUUCGAGAGUUCAAGAACUUAGGAUCGAGAGGAAUCCCAUUCCCAAAGAACCAAGCAAUGUGGAUCUACUCGAGCCUUUGGAACGCAGAUGAUUGGGCAACACGCGGUGGACUUGUGAAGACAGACUGGAGUAAAUCUCCAUUCACAGCCUCAUACAGAAACUUCAACGCACAAGCAUGCAUUUGGUCUUCUGGUUCUUCCUCUUGUUCUUCUUCUCCUUCUAGUUCUUCAAAAGGGGCAUGGUUCGCCCAAUCUUUAGAUGCGACUGGGCAAGGAAGAAUGAAAUGGGUUCAGAAGAACUAUAUGAUCUACGAUUACUGCAAAGAUACCAAGCGCUUCCCACAGGGACUUCCUCUUGAAUGCACCACAGCUACUUGAUUUGCCUGUUAUAGUAUCUCAUUAUGUAAUUAGUGGGCUGUAAAAUUAAGAGAACUAGCUAGGGUUUGUUUUAAUCUAUUGUGAAUUUUGAUGUCGCAACGUGUGAUUCGUUAUUAAUAAAUAUGAAACUUUGUUA
Argentina anserina (silverweed cinquefoil) is the source of this 1038-nucleotide messenger RNA. Its product is annotated as probable xyloglucan endotransglucosylase/hydrolase protein 23. Gene Ontology annotation, biological process: xyloglucan metabolic process; cell wall biogenesis. NCBI's taxonomy places the organism in Eukaryota, Viridiplantae, Streptophyta, Magnoliopsida, Rosales, Rosaceae. The record is from RefSeq and is a predicted model, not a curated record. Bases 45 to 902 code for a protein of 285 amino acids. The transcript is spliced from 3 exons. Gene Ontology annotation, cellular component: cell wall; apoplast. Gene Ontology annotation, molecular function: hydrolase activity, hydrolyzing O-glycosyl compounds; xyloglucan:xyloglucosyl transferase activity.